AAUGGUGAAGUUGUAGAGCGAUUUGUUGGUCUUGUCCAUGUUAGCGAUACAUCGGCAUCAUCAUUGAAGGAAGCAAUCUAUUCUUUACUUUCAGAGCACUCACUAAGUCCAUCUAAAAUACGUGGACAAGGUUAUGAUGGGGCUAAUAAUAUGAGGGGAGAGAUAAAUGGUCUUAAGACUUUGAUUAUGAAAGAUAGUCCAUCAACAUAUUACAUUCAUUGUUUUGCUCAUCAAUUACAAUUAACAUUUGUAGCUAUUGCUAAAAAGCAUUUGGAUGUUGAAGAUUUCUUUUGUCAUGUUACUAAUGUGUUGAAUGUUAUUGAAGGAUCUUUUAAGCGUAGAGAUUCGCUUCGUCUUCUUCAAGCUGAAAAGUUGGAGCAAUUACUUGAGUCCGGUGAAGUUCAUACUGGACAAGGAUUAAAUCAAGAACGGGGGCUUCAAAGACCAGGUGAUACUCGUUGGGGAUCACAUUUCAAAAUAUUAGAUAACUUUAUUGUUCUUUUCUCAUCUAUUGUCCGUGUGCUUGAAGUGAUUAAACAUGGAGGUUCUACCUCAAAUGAUAGAAAUCAAGCUAAGUAUCUUCUGAGUGAGAUUAAAACAUUCAAAUUUAUUUUUAUGCUACACUUGAUGUUGAAAGUGUUGUCAUUGUCAAACGAGUUGAGCAAGACCUUACCAAAAAGGGACCAAGAUAUUGUUAAUGCUGUGGAGUUUCUUAACAUUACAAAGAAAAGAUUGCAAGAUAUGAGAGAAAGUGAAUGA
Molecule: messenger RNA, 759 nt
Organism: Nicotiana tabacum (common tobacco)
Lineage: Eukaryota; Viridiplantae; Streptophyta; Magnoliopsida; Solanales; Solanaceae
Source: RefSeq, a predicted model, not a curated record